GCCUAUUAGAAUAUAUGACUGCUCAUUUUUAUAUCUUCACCAUGCAGACCCCUCAUCUGCGCCAGUAGUAACCAGCCAUGGGCCAGAACACUUCCCACGAGGCCGUGUACCUCGAAACCAGAGUAGAAGACCCCCCCAACGGAGAUCCCCAAGGCCUCGCUCUGCUAAGCCACGGCCGGCUAGGCGGCAGCUACGACCAGCCGCCCAUCCGUCUGCUCGCCGAGUAUCUCAGAGACAAGAGACGGCUGAGAGUGGUGACUUGGAAUAACCGUGGCGUCGGCAAUAGUGGGGGCCAGUCCGAGUGGAACGAUUUCGGCGUGUGGGUGGGAGAUGCCGGGAUUAACGAUUACAACCGUAUGCUUCGUGAGUCCAUGACCAACUUCACACGAGAUUUCCCUCUUAAGAAAGGGGCGCAGCUGUUUAUAUGUCGAAAGCUGACAGCAAUCCAACCUAAGGGCUACUCGGCCGGAGCCAUCUACGCCGGCUGCGCCCGCCCGCUCCCGUCAUUCUACCAGUUCGCCCCCGCGUACUACAUCUUCAUCUCCUACCCCGUAGACCUGAACCCCCUGAUAGGGCUAUUUAAAUCCGGCUCCCACUUCCGCUCUCUCGAAGCCCUGGUGCAGGGCCAUGGCUGGGAGAACCUGCCCUCCGAGUUCCACGGCGCGGAGCCCGAGGUCGCAGCCGUGAUCACCAUCACCGGCCAGCUGGAGGCCGUGCUGUUCUAUGACAUGUGGACCGGGAUUCUCGGCAGUAAGAAUGCUCGGAAAGUGCUCACCCAAGUAAGGGUCGAGGGAGCUGAUCAUACGUGGAAUGGGAAAACGUAUUGUAUCGUGGAGGAAGUCGAUAAGUGGUUAUCCUACUGAUAGGUUGUCGUUGAAUACUUAGGUGCCUAAGCCUAGUCUGGUAGUGCCUCAUUCAACUAUGUAGGUACCUAGUA
Hypoxylon fragiforme is the source of this 937-nucleotide messenger RNA. RefSeq lists its product as uncharacterized. The transcript is spliced from 5 exons. The record is from RefSeq and is a predicted model, not a curated record. Bases 78 to 863 code for a protein of 261 amino acids. NCBI's taxonomy places the organism in Eukaryota, Fungi, Ascomycota, Sordariomycetes, Xylariales, Hypoxylaceae.